Molecule: messenger RNA, 3330 nt
Organism: Myiozetetes cayanensis
Lineage: Eukaryota; Metazoa; Chordata; Aves; Passeriformes; Tyrannidae
Gene: TTC7B
Product: tetratricopeptide repeat domain 7B
Biological process (GO): protein localization to plasma membrane; phosphatidylinositol phosphate biosynthetic process
Cellular component (GO): plasma membrane
Molecular function (GO): protein binding
Source: RefSeq, a predicted model, not a curated record
CCACGGCCACGGCCCGGCCCCGGCCCCGCGGCCCGGCCAUGGCCACCAGGAAGGCGGGCUCGCGGCUGGAGACGGAGAUCGAGCGGUGCCGCUCGGAGUGCCAGUGGGAGCGGAUCCCCGAGCUCGUCAAGCAGCUCUCGGCCAAGCUCAUCGCGAACGAUGACAUGGCAGAGCUUCUCCUUGGGGAGUCCAAACUAGAACAAUUUUUGAAGGAAAAUACUCUUAAACAGAGUAGUAGUCCGGGCCCCCAGCCAAAGCUGACUGAGGUCAGGAAACAUCUCACGGCGGCUCUUGAUAGGGGAAAUCUAAAGCCAGAAUUCCUACAAGAAGCUAACCUAAUUAUGGCCAAAUUAAACUAUGUGGAAGGUGAUUACAAAGAAGCUCUGAACACAUAUGCCAGAGUUGGCGUUGAUGACUUGCAGCUCACGGCAGUGCCACCGUACAGGCUACGGAUGAUUGCUGAAGCAUAUUCUACAAAAGGUCUUUGUCUUGAGAAGUUGCCAAUUUCUUCCUCAGCUAGCAAUCUCCACGUGGACCGUGAACAAGAAAUUGUUACAUGCUACGAGAAGGCUGGAGAUAUUGCUCUCCUGUACCUUCAGGAGAUAGAAAGGGUAAUUAAUGCCAAUAUACAAAACAGAAGCCCUAAGCCAGGGCCCACUGCACAUGAACAAGAGCUUGGUUUUUUCAUGGAAACAGGACUGCAAAGAGCACAUGUUUUAUAUUUCAAGAAUGGGAACUUGACGAGAGGAGUUGGUAGAUUUAGAGAGUUACUAAGAGCUGUUGAAACAAGAACUACACAAAACCUGCGAAUGACGAUAGCAAGACAACUCGCAGAAAUUUUGUUGCGAGGUAUGUGUGAACAGAGUUAUUGGAAUCCACUGGAAGAUCCUCCUCACCAGUCACCCCUAGAUGAUCCACUUCGAAAAGGUUCAAAUACUAAGAAUUAUGCACUCAGCAGAAGACCACGUGUAUACACUGGAGAAAACAUCUUCUGUCCUCAAGAAAAUACAGAAGAAGCCUUACUGUUGCUGCUUAUUAGUGAAUCUAUGGCUAACCGUGAUGCUGUACUGAGCAGAAUACCUGAACACAAAAAUGAUCGAAUCAUCAGCUUGCAAAGUGCAUCUGUCGUCUAUGAUUUACUUACUAUAGCCUUGGGAAGAAGAGGCCAGUAUGAAAUGCUCUCAGAGUGUUUAGAAAGAGCCAUGAAGUUUGCAUUCGAGGAGUUCCAUCUCUGGUAUCAAUUUGCAUUGUCCUUGAUGGCAGCAGGAAAAUCUGCUCGAGCUGUUAAAGUCUUGAAGGAAUGUAUACGUUUGAAACCAGAUGAUGCAACUAUUCCACUCCUUGCUGCAAAGCUCUGUAUGGGAUCUCUCCACUGGUUGGAAGAAGCUGAAAGAUUUGCCAAGGCAGUUGUUGAUCUUGGGGACAAAACAUCAGAGUUCAAAGCAAAAGGCUACUUGGCACUGGGAUUGACUUACAGUCUGCAGGCCACUGAUGCAUCUUUGCGAGGGAUGCAAGAGGUCUUGCAGAGAAAGGCUCUUCUUGCAUUUCAGAGGGCUCACAGUUUGUCUCCAACCGAUCAUCUGGCAGCAUUUUACUUGGCACUGCAGCUUGCCAUAUCCAGACAGAUACCAGAAGCUUUGGGUUAUGUUCGUCAGGCUCUGCAGCUACAAGGAGAUGAUGCCAACUCUCUUCAUCUCCUUGCACUCUUACUAUCAGCUCAGAAACAUUAUCAUGAUGCUUUGAAUAUCAUUGAUAUGGCCUUGAGUGAAUAUCCAGAAAAUUUUAUAUUACUGUUUACAAAAGUCAAAUUGGAGUCUCUGUGCAGAGGCCCAGAUGAAGCACUCCUUACAUGUAAACACAUGCUCCAGAUUUGGAAAUCCUGCUACAAUCUCACUAACCCAAGUGACUCCGGCCGUGGGAGCAGCCUGUUAGACAGAGCGAUUGCUGACAGACGACAGCUUAAUACAAUUACAUUACCAGAUUUCAGUGAUCCUGAAACAGGUUCAGUCCAUGCCACAUCAAUAGCAGCUUCCAGAGUGGAGCAAGCAUUGUCUGAGGUUGCUUCAUCUCUGCAAAGCAGUGCCCCUAAACAAGGUCCCCUGCAUCCUUGGAUGACUCUGGCUCAAAUAUGGCUUCAUGCAGCUGAAGUCUACAUAGGGAUUGGGAAGCCUGCUGAGGCCACGGCGUGUACCCAGGAAGCUGCUAAUCUCUUUCCAAUGUCCCACUAUGUUCUCUACAUGAGAGGUCAAGUGUCUGAACUUCGUGGAAAUAUUGAUGAAGCCAAACGCUGGUAUGAAGAGGCCUUAUCUAUUAGUCCUACCCACGUGAAAAGCAUGCAGAGGCUGGCUCUGAUACUUCACCAGCUUGGGCGCUAUAGCUUGGCAGAGAAGAUUCUCAGAGAUGCCGUCCAGGUCAACUCUACAGCCCACGAGGUCUGGAACAGCCUGGGAGAGGUGCUGCAGGCUCAAGGCAAUGAUGAUGCUGCGACCGAAUGCUUCCUGACGGCACUGGAGCUUGAAGCGAGCAGUCCUGUGGUUCCUUUUACCAUCAUUCCCCGAGUCCUUUGACAGGGCAUCCUGAUCAACAGAUUUUUGGUCUGACUUCUGGGUGAGGAGACCCAGUGUAUCAGACUGCCUGGUAACUGGUUAGUGUGAGAAACUUUAGAGCUACAGGUCUUUGGCAGGCAAGCGGCCAAAACAGCGAGGUGACACAACUCGUUAAUGUUGGACUGAGAGGACGGAACGGUGAAGCCAGAGCCAAAUCACUCAUAUCGCCUGCGUUUUUGCCCUGGUAGUUUUAAAACAUCAUUAUAUUGUUCAUGGAUGAUGUGCCAUAUUUUGUUAGUGAUACUUGAGUGUUACAUAAAAUUAUAAUGGAAUCAACUACCAAUUGUAGAGUAAGUUAAAAUUCAGUGGCAGAGCAGACUAUUUUUAACAAGGCUCUUAAUAAAACUGUUCUCUUCCUGCCUCUCAACCUCUUUUGGCCCAAAGUCAAAAUGUGAAUUUUCUGUUUCCAUCUCUAUUUUAGUCCAGGCCAGAAAAUCAGUUGAGUUCUUGGUUUUAGUUGUUAAUAACUGUGACGUGUGGCUAACUGUUACCUAGAGCAAAGGCUGAGUACAAGAAUAUUUAUAUUUUACCAAUGUAUGCCUGUUACAAAAAAAUAUAUUAGUUAUUUAAGUUUAACUUUUUUAUGUGAAUUCAGAGUUUAUUUAUCAAUGGAAAUAUGUAAAAAGAAGCCUCAAAUGGAAUAUUUACCGACAUUCCUUAUACAUGACCCACACUUGGCUAAAUGGGAAGAUUAUGUUAAUAAUAAAAUGAUUUUUAAAUGGAA